AUGCACUAUGAGGUGGCAGAUUAUCCGAAGUCCAGCAGCGGUGCAGCACUUUUUGACGUUCUUGACAAAUGCCAAGUCAUGCCAAUGAAGGAGCUGCCCCAAGUCAAUUGUUCUAACUCCAGCCGAGCUUUCUUGAAUUCCCAGAUGUCCUUUAAAAUAACUGUCAGCAAUGGGGGCAGCAGCGUUGAAGCUCAGCAGAGCCCACCAGAACUGCCAGUGCCCCUGCUAGAUUUCUUUCCCAAAAGGCCUAGCAUAUUUGAGAGACUCCCUAUUCUCCAGAGGGCACAGGAGACAUUAUGCACUAAAGCUGGCAGAGAAUAUUUUCAACAGAAGGUGAAUGGUGGCUACAAACAUUGUAAUCUGGUAUCUGAGAAGAAUAACAUGAUGGACGUUGAGAUGACAAAUAGCUUGGGGUCCAUGUGUAGACAGAACCUGCUCAUCCAUUCAGGAAACUCGCUUACCCGAGACCACCCGUUGCCUUGUGAAAGACUCCUACAUGUUAGUCACCUGAACUUAUCUUGCUCAGACACAAGGCCUCCCUCUUUUCAAGAUUCGGCAGACUCUUCCACUCCAUGCAUGAAUGGGAGCCACACUACUCAGCAUAUAAAACAGGAAUGCCCGUGCGACUAUAAGGGCCUUUCUGAUGUUUCCACGCACAGAGGGAUUACUGAAGGAAUGGAGCUGAGAGGCUCAGGCAGUCUUCAUCCUGAAAUAGACCUAAUGAACAACGGCCUUACAAAUUCACUUUCAUCGUACUUGUUUAAUAAUGAACACGGCUCCUCCCUGGGUUCAUUGUCACUCAACAGUCCUCAACAUUCAAGCAGGCAUCAGGCAAACAACCUGAAGAAGAGAUGCAUCUCCAUGCUGCCGUCCUCUGCUGAGGGGAUUGAUAUUACAACAAUCAUUCGCACUUCACAGACAUCACUGGUUACCUGCAUGAAUGGUCUGCGAACUAAUUCAGCUGGGAUUUCCUCUUCUCCUGGGGAGAUCACUCUGCACAGUGCUCAGAAACCCUCUCGGCCCCUGUCUUCCUCCCAUCCUGGGAACCGCUGCCAUCUUUCUUCUCCUUCAGUAUGCCUUCUACCUGUUUCCACUGAAAUUGUCCAAGGGGACUGUGAUCAUCUGCAAAUGCAGCAAGCAGGAGAAAAUGCAAGCCUUCGCCUUAUAAUGAACAGUCAUAGUACUCAGCAGGAUGCUCCACAUAGUAACCAGAAGCUGAAUUUUUUAAAGCAAGAACCACUUGAUGAAUAUUCUUCUGCCUCUGAUCUUUUUCAGCAUCAUCAAGAGCUGCCACCACCUUAUCAUUUACACCAGCAGCAAAGCCAGACUCAAGGGACACUUUCUCAUUUACAUGCCUCCAUGUCUCCAAAGUCUCUCCAGAUGAGUGAAGGUGAUGAGCAGGAGACCAGCAGUGGAAAACAGGCCUGUCGGUGGAUUGACUGUAGUGCUGCCUACGAGCAACAAGAUGAACUGGUGCGGCACAUUGAAAAAACACAUAUUGAUCAAAGAAAAGGGGAGGACUUCACUUGCUUCUGGACAGGUUGCGUCCGUCGGUACAAGCCUUUCAAUGCUCGUUAUAAGCUUCUCAUCCAUAUGAGGGUUCAUUCUGGGGAAAAACCAAACAAGUGUAUGUUUGAAGGGUGCAACAAAGCAUUUUCUAGACUUGAAAACCUUAAGAUCCACCUGCGGAGUCACACGGGUGAGAAGCCUUAUCUUUGUCAGCAUCCUGGUUGCCAGAAAGCUUUCAGCAAUUCGAGCGACCGAGCUAAGCAUCAACGAACACACCUGGAUACUAAACCAUAUGCUUGUCAGAUUCCUGGGUGCUCCAAGCGCUACACUGAUCCAAGUUCUCUCCGAAAGCAUGUGAAAGCUCAUUCUGCCAAAGAACAGCAGCUACAUUCGUGCUCCGAUGCUGAACAAGACAUACUAAGUGAGUGCUUAGCCAUGCAGCAGCUUCACCCUUCUUCACAACAUGUUUUGGAUGGAAAGUGUGGACGAUCAAUGAGUCACCAUGACCUGAUAACAGGUAUGUACACUGGUUCUAGCACUAACCACAGCGGACCAUCUCCUGAUCUCCUGUUAACACCUCAUGAUGUGUCUUCAAGGCAGCAUAUGCUUGAGUCGACCCUUGCCAGUACACACCAUCAUGUAUCUCAUAUAGAAAGCGCCAGAGAAGGUGUUGUUCCAAAUAUUCAUUCUUCUCUUGUCAGUCCAUUGAAAACGGCAGUUGCUCCCUCCCUACUUCAGAAACACAGCUCACCGUCGUCACAUAGCCAGUCUCCAAAUGGACAGCACUUCUCAGCAAAUAAACCAUACACGCAGUUUCAAAAUCCAUCUACACAGCAUGGACCACAAGGUUAUCAAGGCAGCUUUCACUCUAUACCGAACUGUUUCCACUAUGAAGACUGUUACAGAACAAUGGAGUCAUCUGUCAACAGUGAUAUACUAUCAGGGGAAUCCCAUUGCUUUAACCCUAUGCGACAAAAUGGCUAUCACAUCCUCAGUGCACCUGUAGCUUCGACAGGCUAUGAGGCCAUUUCUGAAGCACAAUGUGUAUCAGAAGAAGUUAUCAAUGGAACAGAAGACAAUAAUGGAUUUUUCCAAAAUGGCACUUUUGACCACUGUUUGAAUCACAUUCCUCCCAUCUACACAGAUACCUAA
This is a messenger RNA of Varanus komodoensis (Komodo dragon), 2661 nucleotides long. RefSeq names its product GLIS family zinc finger 1 (gene GLIS1). The transcript is spliced from 10 exons. Gene Ontology annotation, biological process: regulation of transcription by RNA polymerase II. Gene Ontology annotation, cellular component: nucleus. The record is from RefSeq and is a predicted model, not a curated record. Gene Ontology annotation, molecular function: RNA polymerase II cis-regulatory region sequence-specific DNA binding; DNA-binding transcription factor activity, RNA polymerase II-specific. Bases 1 to 2661 code for a protein of 886 amino acids. NCBI's taxonomy places the organism in Eukaryota, Metazoa, Chordata, Lepidosauria, Squamata, Varanidae.